AUGAAUUAAACUACUCCUAAAUCCAUAGGAAUCAAUUAUGCAAAAUUGAGAAAACACAAGGGCAAGGAAGAAACUCUACCAAAAUCAAUGAGCACCAAUCUAAAAUUUGACAUUAAUCAGAAUCAUUAACAUGGCAUACUGAAACACAGAAGCACUUCGCAACACAAUAUCAAUGAAUAUGCGCAAUAACAACAAUAAAUGCAAUUAUUUGAAUAAUAUUUCAAUCAUUCCAAAGUUUCAUAAUCUUUUAUUGAAUUUGUAACCAAACAAAUACAGUAUCAUAACUAACCAAUCUAAAAAUUGAUCAAUCCAAGCAUUUUCAAGAAUAGUCAAAGAAGAUGGGAAGAGGACCGAAGAAAGAUUCUCUACGAAUUAAAUUAAUAAAAGGAAGACAAUUGCAUUUUGUAAACUGAAUUGCAUGACCUCAAAAGACAAAAAAAUGCACUCUCAAAAUAAUGUGAUAAUUUGUAGGUUAUUAUCGUGCAAGAGAGACUGGGAAGACAACAAAGACACCAGCAGUUUUAUUAGCACAAAUUUCAGGAACUUACUAAAAAUUUUCACAUUCCCACCCAAGAAACCAUAUCCUCAUUAACUGAUGAAAGAUUCGAAAGCAACGAAACUUCUCUUGACUCCUCCUUGUCCAAUGAAGACAACGACCCUCCAAUCUACUCCAACCAACUGUUCGAAAUGCUCAAGACUGGUAAACACAGAUAUCAGUUUUCCAAAAAACUCAAUUGA
Paramecium tetraurelia is the source of this 738-nucleotide messenger RNA. RefSeq lists its product as uncharacterized. The record is from RefSeq and is a predicted model, not a curated record. NCBI's taxonomy places the organism in Eukaryota, Ciliophora, Oligohymenophorea, Peniculida, Parameciidae. The transcript has 4 exons.